Molecule: messenger RNA, 1068 nt
Organism: Botrytis sinoallii
Lineage: Eukaryota; Fungi; Ascomycota; Leotiomycetes; Helotiales; Sclerotiniaceae
Exons: 4
Coding region: 1-1068 (355 amino acids)
Biological process (GO): protein phosphorylation; intracellular signal transduction
Cellular component (GO): nucleus; cytoplasm
Molecular function (GO): MAP kinase activity; ATP binding
Source: RefSeq, a predicted model, not a curated record
AUGACAGCUCGUGCGCCUAAUCCUGCCUCGGGAUCUCGAAAGAUCUCUUUCAAUGUCAGCGAACAAUAUGAUAUCCAGGAUGUUGUAGGAGAAGGAGCUUAUGGUGUUGUCUGUUCAGCUUUGCACAAGCCUUCGGGCCAAAAGGUCGCUAUCAAGAAGAUCACUCCAUUCGAUCAUUCCAUGUUCUGUUUGCGAACACUCCGUGAGAUGAAGCUACUCCGAUACUUCAAUCACGAAAACAUCAUCUCCAUUCUCGAUAUCCAGAAGCCAAGAAACUAUGAAUCCUUCACCGAAGUUUACCUUAUUCAGGAACUCAUGGAGACCGAUAUGCAUCGUGUAAUUCGCACCCAAGAUUUAUCCGACGACCACUGCCAAUACUUUAUCUACCAAACCCUCCGAGCCUUGAAAGCUAUGCACUCCGCAAAUGUUUUACACAGAGAUUUGAAGCCAUCUAAUCUGUUACUCAAUGCCAACUGCGACUUGAAGGUCUGCGAUUUUGGUCUUGCUAGAUCGGCUGCAUCCCAAGAAGAUAACUCUGGUUUCAUGACAGAAUAUGUCGCAACCAGAUGGUAUCGUGCUCCGGAGAUUAUGUUGACAUUCAAGGAAUACACCAAGGCUAUUGAUGUCUGGUCUGUUGGAUGUAUCUUGGCCGAGAUGUUAAGCGGAAAGCCCCUGUUCCCUGGAAAGGAUUAUCACCACCAACUCACACUUAUUCUUGACGUUCUUGGUACUCCAACCAUGGAAGAUUACUAUGGUAUCAAAUCUCGUCGUGCAAGAGAAUAUAUCCGAUCGUUGCCAUUCAAGAAGAAGGUCCCUUUCAAGGCCAUGUUCCCAAAGACCUCUGAUCUCGCUUUGGACCUCCUCGAGAAGCUUCUCGCUUUUAACCCAGUCAAGAGAAUCACUGUCGAAGAAGCACUGAAGCACCCAUACCUUGAACCAUACCAUGACCCCGAAGAUGAGCCAACCGCCAACCCCAUUCCAGAAGAAUUCUUUGAUUUCGACAAAAACAAGGACAAUCUCACCAAGGAACAACUCAAAAAUUUGAUUUAUGAAGAGAUCAUGAGAUAG